AUGGAUGGGUACGAGUGCCAGGAGCAAGUCGGGAACUACAUGAUCGCCUUUGCGACGGCGGAGAGCGCGAUCGAGUGGUGCCUGCUGGUGCAGGAGGUCAUGGUGGAGAUCCCGUGGACGGAUAGGGUUCUGCGGCUGCCGUAUGCGGGGGAGGUGCUCGAUGACGAGGGCCAGCCAGUUUUCUGCGGCCCCAGGAUCAAGAUGGGGAUCUACGAGGGGCAGCCCGUGCGGGUCGUGCCGCACAGCAGCACCGGCCGGGCGGACUACUUCGGUCAGCUGGUGAACCGAGCGGCCAGGUAUUGCUUUGCUGCGGCCCAGGGGGGGCAGGUCAUCGUGGCGAGGGAGCUGGUGGACGGGCUGGUGGCCAAGUGGCUACAGACGGACGUGGCAAACGCGCCCAAGCCUCUGUGCGGCGUGGCGACGAUCCUGGGCGCCGUGUACAAUCCCAAGCAGUGGAACAAGGUUGUGUCCUACGCGAAGGAGGGGAGGAAGCGAGCGUCUCGCCACUCCAUGAACAACGGCCUGGCCCCGAUGUUGGACACAUCCCACAUCCUGGAUGCCCUGCCCGUGGGCGAAGGCCUCGAGGGCGACUUGGGGAUGGACGGCCCGGGUGACGACGAGGAGAGCCCGACGGCAGAGUCCCGCCUUCAGCCCGAGUCUCCUCGCCAGGUUAAGUUCACAAAGUCGACAAAGGGCUGGCUGAAGGGCAUGAAGGACAGCUUGACUCUCCGGGGGGAUUCCAACAGGCCCGACAGGUUUGGGCAGAUGGUGGAGGAGCUCAACACGCCCCGGCCUGGCAGGGAGGCCAAACCGAAGGCACUGAAGCGGAAGCAGAGCAGCGACCGAGCCACGAGCGUCCAGAAGUCCAAGGGGUCGACAUCCGUGGAGAGGCACACGUUCAUGAGCAGCUUCAGCUUCAAGUCCAGGAUGUCUCUCGGGCACUGGGUCUGGUGCGGGGGCAUACAGGUGGUGGACCGGGGCAUGUAUCGCUUCAAGGGAGUGACCGGCGUGCACUCCAUCGUCUCCGUGGAAUCGGACAAGCUGCUUUGCAGGGGAUUCGAGAGCGGGGUCAAGAAGGGGAAGGGGGAGUGCAUGCAGGCCGGGCAGGGCAUGAUUUACUGCAUUAGGUUUCAGGGCAGCGAAUGCAGGCUGGCCUUGCCCCCCAGAUUGAGCAAACUCGCAGCCCUGCAGGAGGCCGUGCAGGCCGCGCAGGCUGCACAGAGGGAAGCUGAGGGAGAGGGUUCGCAGGAAGGCGACUCUGUGGAAGGAGAGCCGCGGACAAACAGUUUGGACAAGUCCCUGAGCCCAGUGCAGUCCGUGAGCGAGGAGGCGGAUGGGGCGGGGGAGGGGCGACGACUUCUGCGCCCUGGGGGACUUACGGGGAGGAGAUCAGGGAGCAUGCUGACGACGAACUCUGAGAGUCCAGCGUCGUUGUUCGAUGAGGUCGAGGAGUCGUCGUCUGGGGGCCUGGAGGCGACGACGUCUGGAAGCUUGAGGACGACGGAGUCCGGGAAUUUGAGGGCGUCCAAAUCUGGGAGGUCGAAGUCGAGGAAGUCUGGGAGUUUUAGGGCCACCGAGUCCGAAAGCUUAGAAGCAGCGAAAUCUCGGAAAACGAAAUCGAGGAAAUCUGGGAGCCUGAGGUCUACUCAGUCAGAAGGUUUAGAGGCGACGAAAUCUGGAAAAUUGAAGCCGAGGAAAUCUGGGAGCCUGAGGGCUACUCAGUCUGGGAGCCUGGAGACGACGAUAUCCGAGGGCUUGGAGGCAGCUUCGUCGCGCUCAAGCACCGAGGAGGACGAGGCACAGAAGACGGGUUCCGAGGCGACAGAGCUAACAUCCUCCAGCGGCGAGGGCGAUGAAACGACGACAUCCGGGGAAGAAAGAUCGGAAGAGACCACCUCUGGUGAAGGAGGUUCCGAAGAAUCGACUUCCAGCAAUGGAACCUACGAGGGAACGACGUCCAGCGAAGACGGCUCCCCGGAGACGACUUCAGGCAGCCUGGAGGGGGAGGAGACUGGCGACGACUCUGAGAAUCGACACCCCGGGGAAGCGUCGAAGAGGCCAAAAAGAAGACGGAGGAGGAAGAGGAGGAGACGGCUGGUGCAGGAACCGGAAGCCAGGGGCCUGAGGGAGAAGUAUGGUGGCGAGCACAGCCGACCCCCCCUCAGGCUGCCGCCCCUCAAUACUAAUUUGGUCUUCCACAGGAGGGGGUCCAGUGUGUUGGAACACUGGAGUUUGUCGGUCCUGAGCGACUCAGACAGCGACGUGCCAGGAGGCACAGCGCGCAGGUAG
Ostreobium quekettii is the source of this 2289-nucleotide messenger RNA. NCBI's taxonomy places the organism in Eukaryota, Viridiplantae, Chlorophyta, Ulvophyceae, Bryopsidales, Ostreobiaceae. The record is from the annotation of a GenBank genome assembly.